GCCUGGUGUCAGGAAAGAUGGCAGCCUCCAGGGCACAGGGGAUGGGAGCUGUCACAUGGCGGUUGUUGCACCAGCUGCCGGGGGCUAGAGGGGGCACCUCGGGUCUGCUGUUACCCAGAAGCAAGAGUUGCCUCCCCAGUUUUCGGGUGGUGCCCACAGGCGCUGACUCCCUCCCCGGCCUGGGACUCAGGGGUUACACAAGUCUUUCCACCAUAAGUCACCUUCCUGUAAAUAAAGUAGUGGGGAGGACUAACCUUCCUCUGGCCACCACAGGACCCCAGAUAGGAACCCACCUUGCCAUACCGAAUGCAGGGUGGCGUGGGUACAGGACGGGUUGGGGGUGGCAGGCAUCAGGGAGUAGGAGCAGAAAGGCUUGGGGCCUUGUGUUUGUUUUGGGGGGAACCCUAGGGGCCUACCAGACUCUAAAGUACUCCCUGGAGGAGCAGAGGGCGGAAGAAGAGCUGGAGGCAUCGGAGGGGACGCUCAGACUCACACUAUAUCAGUAUAAAACCUGCCCCUUCUGCAGUAAGGUACGGGCCUUUCUUGACUACUACCAAGUGCCUCAUGACAUCGUGGAGGUGAAUCCGGUUCUGAGAAGGGAGAUUAAAUUCUCCAGUUACAGGAAGGUUCCUAUCCUUCUGGCCAACGCCGACUCGACCUUACAACUCAAUGAUUCUUCUGUAAUAAUCAGCGUGAUGAAAACGUUCCUCGUCUCCAAGAGGAAAAGUCUGGAAGAGGUCGUAUCCUAUUACCCGUCCAUGAAGUCUGUGAACGAAAAAGGAAAGGAGGUGAUAGAAUAUAACAAUAAAUACUGGCUGAUGCUGGACGAGCGGGAGACGGAGCAGGUUUAUCCCACGAAAGAAUCUCGGGUAGAAGAGAUGAAAUGGCGCCGCUGGGCAGACGACUGGCUUGUUCACCUUAUAUCCCCCAAUGUAUACCGCACUCCGAGAGAGGCUCUUGCUUCAUUUGACUACAUUGUUCGCGAGGGGAACUUUGGCACGGUGGAAGGAGUCUUCGCUAAAUACUUCGGAGCGGCAGCCAUGUUUGUUAUUGGCAAAAGACUGAAAAGCAGACACAACCUAGAAGAUGAUGUUCGUCGAGAUCUGUAUAAAGCGGCAAACGACUGGGUGGCAGCCGUCGGAAAAAACAGGUCGUUUAUGGGAGGAUCACAGCCCAACCUUGCAGAUCUUGCAGUGUACGGCGUGCUGAAAGUCAUGGAGGGCUUGGAGUCUUUUGAGGAUAUGAUGUCUAAUACCAAUAUCAAGCCUUGGUAUGAGCGGAUGACUGCAGCUAUCAAGCAUCAUACUGCCCCUCACUGAGGAGAGAAAAAAACAUGCGUGGACUUGGGGUGCUUCUAAGCCUUGCCCACAUGUAACCUUAUUAAGGAUACUACUAUCCUCGUUCUGGCCAUCAGAAAACCCCAAAACAUGUAUUUAUAUAUCUACAAUAUGUCGGUGCUGGAACUUUCUUGGUUGUGGUUGAGAAAGGAAAACCUGCCUUGAAACCAAACCUGUGCGUUAAGCACUGCACAGAUAUAGGGUGUGGGUCCCUUUAACGCCGUACAUUAGACUGCCUCAAAAUCUUAAGAAAAGCACUCAAGGUAGCUCCCCAUCCCGAAGCGAUUGCACAAGAAAACCAAAAACGUACAAGAAAGCGACACCUGCGGCUGGAGCAAAAACUCCUUUCUCAGCCCAUCGGCGUGGAUCAAGAACACGCUCUUAAGGCGAUCGUUUACUUUCUGAUCUACCCAGGGAUGCUUUAUUGUAGUAACUGAUUUUUUUUUUUUUCUGGGCAGCUGGCGAUUUAAAUAAACUGUUUAGAAAUCAACAAUUAACAAAAAGGAAAAAAAAAAAACGCACAGAUCACGUUGCUUUCAUAAAAUGUGGAUGUUCUGUAUUUAACAUCUGUAUGCUAUUAAUAAAGUAGAAACGGUUAAAUGAAAAACAAA
Spea bombifrons (plains spadefoot toad) is the source of this 1948-nucleotide messenger RNA. It is a transcript of the gene PTGES2, whose product is annotated as prostaglandin E synthase 2. Lineage: Eukaryota; Metazoa; Chordata; Amphibia; Anura; Pelobatidae. The record is from RefSeq and is a predicted model, not a curated record. The transcript is spliced from 7 exons. The coding region runs from base 18 to 1319 and encodes 433 amino acids. Gene Ontology annotation, cellular component: mitochondrion. Gene Ontology annotation, molecular function: prostaglandin-E synthase activity.